AUGUUGGGGGUGUGGGAUUUUGGUGAAGGAACUAGCGAACCUAAGAAAUCUUCUCUGAAAUCGUAUUGGGAUCCUGCCAUACUCAAGUAUACUCCGCAACGAAGCGCAGUAGAGUACCUUAAGGGAUUGACCGUUAGUGAAGGAAUUAGCAGUUCGCAUAAUAAAUCCUUUGGUUCCAAAAACUUUUCAACCACUAUAUGA
This is a messenger RNA of Macrosiphum euphorbiae (potato aphid), 201 nucleotides long. The record is from the annotation of a GenBank genome assembly. Lineage: Eukaryota; Metazoa; Arthropoda; Insecta; Hemiptera; Aphididae.